Messenger RNA from Pungitius pungitius (ninespine stickleback), 4366 nucleotides. RefSeq names its product leucine rich repeat containing 38b (gene lrrc38b). Lineage: Eukaryota; Metazoa; Chordata; Actinopteri; Perciformes; Gasterosteidae. The record is from RefSeq and is a predicted model, not a curated record. The transcript is spliced from 2 exons. Gene Ontology annotation, molecular function: potassium channel activator activity; voltage-gated potassium channel activity; transmembrane transporter binding. Gene Ontology annotation, cellular component: voltage-gated potassium channel complex. Bases 639 to 1514 code for a protein of 291 amino acids.
CAGGGACCCUGGGACUAAUGGAGGGAUGCAAUGAUGCCGCUCUUCGCUUGUCAUGCUUGAAUCACAGCUUCAUAUAUCCUUUUGUGUCGGGGACCUCAUUGUCUUCGUCUGUCACUCGAGCCAGAUCAACUGUGGGGUAGCGUGGCGGACAGAGCCCCCUCCUCAACCCCUCCCCCCCCUCUCUCUCCCUUGUCUGUGCCCCUGGCUUCUCAACCCUCCCGGCUCGCUCGUGUCUAUUUACCUCUCUUAAGCCCUCCCCUCUCCGUUGAGCUCAGUCUCUCUUGCUCUCCGGUUCCCCACCUCUUACUAUCUGGCUCUGUUGGCUCCUUCAAAGAGGGCAGCGUGCUGUUCUAACCCGGCUGCUUGCUGCAUGACUUCCCGGGAAGCAGUUUUCACCGCUGCUCUGCCUCCUCAGGAUUCCCGAGCCCUUCCCGGAUUUCCAUCUCUCCAAGGGCAGGAUGUUCCUCCGCGAGGAUUGAUCCCCGUCCACCAUUCUUCACUUUGCCCUUCCCCCCCCUAAUCCUGAUCUCCUGCCCUCUGACCCUCACCGCGUUGUUCUCUACCCCUGCCCGCCCCCUCCUAUUCACCCUGAGCACCGAGCCUCUUUCCCUUCUCAAAUCAUUCCCCCCCCCUCGACCAUGUUGCCAUGUGUCUGCUGGCUCCAACUUAUCCUCAUCUUGCUGUCCUCUGUCUCAUGGACCCGGGGGGAAAACUGCCCGUCGAACUGCAUGUGCCCGGAUCCUCACACGGUGGACUGCAGCGGCCGCGGGCUGACCCGUCUGCCCAGUGAGAUCCCCCUGGACGUGCGCAGGCUGCUGCUGGCCGACAACUGGAUAGCCCGCAUCCCUCCGGACUUCCUGGUUCUGUACAGCGACCUGGUCUACCUGGACCUGCGGAACAACUCCCUUUCCCACAUAGAACCGGGGACUCUCAGCACCUCCUCCAGGCUGGUCUUCCUGGACCUGGGCAGCAACAACCUGACGGAAAUCCCCAAGGGGACUUUUGGGGAGUCUCGGAGCCUGAUCAAGCUACGGCUGGGCAACAACCCGUACCUGAGCUUGGUGAGCGAGGACGCCUUCCUCGGCCUCACCUCUCUGAGGGAGCUGGAACUGGAGCGGAAUGCGCUGUCUACGCUACAGGUGGGGGCCCUGAGUCAGUUGCCCUCCCUGCGAGCGGUGAGGCUGGAGGGCAACCCCUGGUUGUGCAACUGCAACUUUGCCAAACUGUUUGCAUGGCUGAUGGAGAACAGUCAGAAGCUUCCGAAUGGAGUGGAGGGCAUGGAGUGCUCCCUCCCCAUGGACGGCAGACGUGUUUCCCUGACCCAGCUCUCCAAAGACAGCUUCCGCGAGUGCCAGGCCACGCUGACGCUCACUGACCUGCUCAUCAUCAUCUUCUCCGGCAUCUCCGUGUCCGUGGUGGCCAUCAUGACGAGCUUCUUCCUGGCUUCAACGGUUCAUUGCUUCCAACGCUGGAGUAAAGGCACCAAGGGCGACGAGGAGGAGAGUGAGGAGUGAGGAGGAGGAGGAGGAGGGGGGGGGGGGGUGGGGGAGGGUCGACUCCGAGGAACUUUCAUGCCGCCUCCUCCUCCCUGGUGCAUAUGCAGGACUGUUCAUCCAGGACCUAAGCCCUGGUUCGGUUGCAGUUGUUUCCUCUGCACGGGGGUUAUGGUAAUGAGGGACAUUCCCUAGGAAUGAGUCCUGACUAGAAAUUAGCUGUUGCAUUGCUCCACCUGCAAAAUGAUAGAUUGGGGUCAUCUUCCGUGGCUAUGGGCUACAGGCUCAAUGUUGUAGUCCUAGAUAGAUAUAGUGAGGCUGAACACCUGUAAACGAUCACACAAAGAGGAGGAGGCUUUGCUCUCAGUGCUUUCACAUUAGUUUUAGACAAGCUGAUAACUUCUCAACGUGUAAUCACAUUAGAUUGAGAUCCUGUAAAGUGACAUCCAAGUUUUAGAUGAUUUUCACGGGGACUCGUCUUGAUGGGGCAGAGUCCGCCAUGAAGAAAGGAUGUCAUACCGACCGAGGACCUCAGUAAUUUACUGCCUAUACCACGAUAUGCUGGCAUAUCCUGCCAUUUACAGUGUCUUUUUUCUGGAGCCUCACUCACAUUCAAAGCCACUUCUGUUGCUCCUUCUUAAUGUGAAAUGGUGGCAGAGUAAAUUAAGUAAUGGUCAGGUAGAUUACAUAUUGUAGGCAGGAGGCAUUUACGGUGGGUCCACACAUCCAUUCAGUAGUAUAUCUAUUAUAUAAUCACAAAUUUAUGUCCAAAAGAAAAUAAUGUACAGUCAAAUGAAACAUAUAAAUCAAGAGGACGUACUGCAUAUUCCUUAGAUUGGUGUGACCUGUGUAGAAAGACAAAAUAAGAGUAUAAUCUUAAAUUACAGCAAACCUGGUAUUAAAUAGAAUCUAAGUAGAACUACUGUGUCAAAUAAAGCACUUUAUAUGGUGAACCAAAUAUUGGCGAACCCCUAAUUACACUAUGUAGACUGGUUUUGUAUUCAUCUGCCAAAGAGUAGGUUGAGGUGAGGGAGAGUUUGCAUACGAGGACUUAAUUUAUUUAUAGGAUUUUAGUGAGGUAGGAAAGGCUGCACUACAGCCAAAUCGCACCUCGUAUUCACGUAUUAUACUCAAACCCUUAUAGUCUCCAAAGAUGAGCUUUUCCCUCUAGAACCAGCUGUAUUACUUUGCCUCAUUUCAUGUGGAGUUUUAAACUGUUUUAAAAGGGGUCACUUUAAGAAUAUAUUUUUUAAUAUACAAUAAUAUUUUUUAGAUUUACAGAAUUGAAGAACACAGUCAGGUUCUCCUUUUUAAGAAAACUUCUUCCAAUAUGAUAAGUUGCAGAUUUUGAUGUCCUCAUGAAGUCCUCAUGAAAAGAUAUUUAAUAAAGCAGCAGUGCAGUGCAAUCCAGAUUAAACAAAGGUCGCGCCUUGAAUGCCAUGUGUUCAUUUGCAUCCUGUAUGUUUAAAUCCUCUUCCAUUAGGAUUUGGAAAGCUCAAAGCUACAGCAUUUCGUCCCCAAUGCUUAUACGGCGUAUUGUGUUGCUUCCUACAUUUUUGUAAGGCAUGAAUAAUUCACAGAAAUUAAGAUAUGAACCAGAAAGAAUGUCAAGCCCCCAAAUGCAGAGAAGAAGAGCCGCAAGCACAAAGAGUUAUAAUUCAUGUGUGGUUAACAAUGGAUAAAAAGGACUUCUACAUGCCUGUGUCGGUUAAGAACAAUUUGUGAGCCUGAAAGUGCAGCAUCAAAGAGCAUAUUUUGCAUAAAUGAUGAGAAAUACAUAUUUAUUUUUGUUAUAUUUAAUUUGCAGCAAUAAAAGCACAAAGAUUCUCGCAGAAUGCUAAUGGUUUCUAUUAAAAGAAGAGACACAUCCCAUGUUGGUAACAUCUCCUGUGGUUAUUUUUUUUUUUCAUCAAUGUGCAUCGUCACGUGUUGGGUUGAAAAUGCUCCGUCCUAUAAAUAGUGUAUUAGUCGCACUGUAUGGAAUUCAAAUGGCUACUGAUUUGAUUAAAAAUCUGUUUUCCAAAAUAAAAUCUAAAUAAAAGGCUAAUGCUAGAGAAUUUCAUUUCUGCCACUCAGUCUCUAAUGACAACAAAUAACUCAAAGUUAAUAGAGGGUCUAAAUAGGACUCUUAGCAAUUCAAAAGUAUGAAACCAUUUCAAUGCAUAUGUUUUGGAAAAACAAAAGCGUUUUGAAAGCUAACCACCACAAUAACCGCUAAAGUCAAUUCGUUAGGUUUUAGUGGUUCCCUCCCCAAGCGAGAAACUGCUUCCUCGACAGAUGUCGGUGGAUGGAGACUUCAGUCGAGGAACCAGAUGGAAAGUUUUAUACAUAUCAUAAUUGUUUCCAACUACUGUGUAGUUACUGAAUAUCAACAAACUGUUGUGUUGGCUUAGCUGUUAGCUUGAAGCAUAUGUUAGCAUGACACUUUUCUUUCUCCUACUCAUUUUAUUAGGUAAGAAAUAUCAGCACAUUAGAGCAUGCACUGUUGAGUUAUCUACAGAGUAAACUCCAGAUUCAUGUAUAUUUUUCUAUUAAACCUUUCGGAAUGAAUUGAAAUGAAUUUAUUUACUCUGUCAGUCCCCAAAGCACAUUUCUGGCAUCGCGCACCCUGAGAAAGCAGAGACACUGCUGGCUGCUUUCCGACAGUUUUGUUUCAAAAUGGCUUAAGAUACCAAAAUCCAUGUUACCGUAUGUUUUGUCAGAUGAAAUGUCCGAAUGGCUCAAAUCUAAAUGAGGUGACAGCUAAGAGUGUGGCGUUGUUGCCGCGGCUGAAUGCAUUUCCAAAUGUCAAACAGUCCAUGUGUGUAGCUCUAUGUUGAUGUUUGCUAAAAACGAAAAAAAGAAACACAAUAAAAUACUUUUUUUUCCCUGUC